Molecule: messenger RNA, 1302 nt
Organism: Podospora pseudocomata
Lineage: Eukaryota; Fungi; Ascomycota; Sordariomycetes; Sordariales; Podosporaceae
Exons: 1
Coding region: 1-1302 (433 amino acids)
Molecular function (GO): hydrolase activity, hydrolyzing O-glycosyl compounds
Source: RefSeq, a predicted model, not a curated record
AUGAAGGUCCUGUCACUCCUUCUCACCCUCGUCACGGGCAUAUCCGCCCUCCCCAACCCUCUCCCUCAAGACCCAGCCCCAACCCCGGGAGUGAAAACCCCCCCACCCCUCCCCCUAUCAACCUCCUCCCGCUGGAUCCUCGACGCAAAUAACAAGCGCGUCAAACUCCGCUGCAUCAACUGGGCCGGCCAUCUGGAGACAAACAUCCCCGAGGGCCUCCACCGCCAACCCCUCGACUACAUCACCACCUGGAUCGCCACCCAAAACUUCAACUGCGUCCGCCUCACCUUCUCCUCUGACCUCACCUUCUCCGGCCCCACCACCCCCGUCCACACCUCCUUCACCACCGUCUCCCAGCAGCAGUCCAAACCCGCCCUGAUAAACGACAUCUACCCCCUGAUAAUCACCAAAAACCCCUGGAUAACCCCCAACACCACCACCCUCGACGUUUUUGCCGCCGUAGUCGACACCCUCUGGUCAAAAGGAAUAAUCACCAUCCUCGACAACCACGUUUCCAAAGCCUCCUGGUGCUGCAACCUCACCGACGGCAACGGCUGGUGGGACACCGCCUCCGGCUACAACCCCUUCAACUCCCGCUUCUUUUCCACCUCCUCCUGGCUCUCCUCCCUAGCCUUCAUGGCCACCUGGGCAAAGUCCCACCCCGGCGUCGUCGGCCUCGGUUUACGUAACGAACUUCGCGCGUUUCUCCUGCAGGACUUGAACGGCAGAAGGGACUGGUACGCCAACAUCCAGAGAGCGGGCAAUCUAGUCCAUCAAGCAAACAAAGACUUGCUCAUCCUCGUCGGGGGCGCCCAGUCGUCAACUGAUCUGGUGCAUCUCAAGACCAGAAUGCUCGACACCUCCGGGUGGGAGGGAAAAAACGUCUGGGAGAUGCACGCUUACUCUUUCACCGUGACAUUCCCCGACCCGUUCAAAAACUGUGACUUGGUCAAGGCUGGGUAUGGGUUCUGGUCUGGGUUUGUGCUGGAGCAGGACAGGCCCUACACUGGACCUUUAAUCAUGAGCGAGUUUGGGGUUGGGAUGCAGGGGAGUGAGGUCGACUCUCAGUACGGGGGCCUCAACGAGCAGGAUCAUAGGUAUUUGGACUGUUUGGUGGGGUACCUCGAGGGGAACGAUGCCGAGUGGGCUGUUUGGGCUAUCCAGGGGGGUUACUAUAUCAGGGAGGGGACGGUGGAUUAUGACGAGACGUGGGGGUUGAUGGAUCGGGAGUGGAAGGGGUGGAGGAAUGAGAGGUUCAGGCAAAAGAUUCAGGGGUUGUAUGCUGUUACUCAGGGGCCUUAG